Molecule: messenger RNA, 405 nt
Organism: Pichia membranifaciens NRRL Y-2026
Lineage: Eukaryota; Fungi; Ascomycota; Pichiomycetes; Pichiales; Pichiaceae
Exons: 2
Coding region: 1-405 (134 amino acids)
Source: RefSeq, a predicted model, not a curated record
AUGCCCCCUCUGCUGUGUCUCUGGCUCCUUCGGCACACGAGCUCCCCGGGCGCUGCCCGGGCAAGGAUACUUACGGUUGCCGACUGUCUGGCUGUCUGGCUGUCUGGCUGUCUCGAUAAUCGUCUGUCCAGCCCACAACAGACCGGCACUCCUGCCGACCCCAAAGAAACACCUACCCCCGGCUCUGCAAACAACAGCUCUCCCGUGAAUUUUGCUUCCCACGCCUCCUCGCUGGUCCCGUCUCGUCCGUCUCGUCUCGCCUGGUCUUGCCUCGUCUGCUCCACCUUUUUAUCUGCCGUCCUCGAUGCGGGCUAUUGUUGGCAGAAGCGGCAGCAGCGACACGCUAUUGUGCCCGUGUCGCCGCCCCUUGUCGCCUCCCUUCGUUCUGAUCAGCGCCAGGUCUAG